Messenger RNA from Adineta ricciae, 1221 nucleotides. NCBI's taxonomy places the organism in Eukaryota, Metazoa, Rotifera, Eurotatoria, Adinetida, Adinetidae. The record is from the annotation of a GenBank genome assembly.
AUGCAUUCACUUUCGACUCGAACAUCUGUUAUGGUAGCGGGCUUUCUCGAUGCCAUCGCCAAAGUACGCCAAUUUCGAUUUCAUAACGAUGACGAUAUCUACGAUCGACUAUCCAGACGAUUUUCCGUGGUGUUACUUAUGUUAUUCACCGUUGUUGUAUCGACGAAGCAAUAUGUUGGCGAUCCGAUUGCGUGUUUUGCUCCAGCACAAUUUACCGGUUCACAUGUUGAAUAUGCCAAUUACAUCUGUUGGAUAUCGAAUACUUACUAUGUCCCAUUCGAAAGCACAUUACCAGCUAGACAUGAUGAACGACCCAAACAUAUUGCCUAUUAUCAAUGGAUCCCAUUUAUAUUACUUUUAAUGUCCGUACUUUUCUACAUUCCCUCCGUUUUAUGGCAUGCUCUAGCAACAAAAACAGGUUUUGAUAUUGCUAAUCUUGUUCGAACCUUACAUACGAUGGAGCAAUUGAAUCCUGAUAUUCGAGAUCGAACACUCAGAUAUAUAGCUAAACAUAUUGAUCGUGCUCUGGAAAUUCAACGUGAAAUGGGCACAGGCUUUUUUUCUCAAUUCAAACGUAUUAUACGUCGUCAUUGUCCAUUUCUUGUUAUCGGUCGUGCUCAAGGCAACUAUUUAACUUUUGUCUAUUUAUUUGUCAAACUAUUGUAUAUUUCGAAUGUUAUUGGUCAAUUAUUUUUACUUAAUAUUUUUAUGGGUUCAAAUUAUCAUGGUUAUGGUAUUGAAGUGUUAAAGAACUUCUUAUCAGGUCGUGAAUGCUGUCGCUCAGCUCGAUUUCCUCGAGUUACAAUGUGUGACUUCGAAAUACGAACGAUGGCUGAUCAUAUACAUAAACAUACGAUACAGUGCGUGCUUCCUGUGAAUUUAUUUAAUGAAAAGAUUUUUAUAUUCAUAUGGUUUUGGCUUGUCAUUGUUUCCAUCCUAUCUUCAUAUGGUUUUCUAAUAUGUAUAUGGCAACAAAUCUUACCAUUCAAUCGUGAACAUUUCCUUAAGAAAUACCUGAAGAUCAUGAACCGAAUAACGCGUGAGGCGUUCGAUAGGAAAUUAUUCAAUACAUUUUCGAACAAAUAUUUACGACAUGAUGGCGUAUUAGUCCUACGUUUAGUUGCAAUAAACACCAAUGAUGUUAUCAUGGGAGAAAUUAUGGUUGCAUUAUGGGAUAGUUUUAAACGAGCACAAGAUGCUGAUGGUGGAAUAUUUGUGUAA